Aspergillus piperis CBS 112811 is the source of this 2094-nucleotide messenger RNA. RefSeq lists its product as uncharacterized. The transcript has 10 exons. Lineage: Eukaryota; Fungi; Ascomycota; Eurotiomycetes; Eurotiales; Aspergillaceae. The coding region runs from base 1 to 2094 and encodes 697 amino acids. The record is from RefSeq and is a predicted model, not a curated record.
AUGGAUACGAACGCAGGAACCGCGUGCUCAGUGCUUGGCCCGCCAGAAUUCCCCAAUCAUCGAUCUGAUAGUCGCCAUGAUGAACCCCGAAGACAGCCCGCCGGCUUCUUGUUUGUCGAUUAUCAGGACCAGGCUUCCCACGGCUCAACGUUGGCCAAGAAGAAGCAGGCCUUCAUCAAGAAGGUCUAUCAUCAAUCCCCCACAUUCCCCAUCGAACAAUACGAGGGAGGAUCCAGCUCCUUCGACCGAGCGUUGCGGCCCGCUGGGAUUGAUCCCUUUGCUUCGCUCUGCGUGCCUGCCAAGACCAGUGUGGAUUUUUACUUUGACCACUACCGGACCGAAUGUUCCUGGUCGAUUUAUCCCUUCGGAGCGACGGGCGUAAGCAUGUGGUGGUGGCAGCAGUCAAUCGAGCAGCCGGCCCUCUUGUACAUCAUCCUGGCAACCAGUGCCUCCCACCGAGCCGGCCGGGGCCUCAUUGCGCAGGCCCCCAAGGCCGCCCGAGAUUCUUAUCGGGAUUCCCUAGAGUACCGGCAAAAGACUCUAACAGAACUCCAGAGCAUGAUGCAGAUUCCAGGCACGAGCACAAGUUUACUUCGGUCUAUGGCAGUGAUCAUCGCCCAUAUGAUCUGCGUAGAGGCCGCAGAUACCAAUUUGGAAGCCGUAGACGGCCAUGUGCGCGGGAUGAUCAAGAUAGUUCAUCUGGUGGGCGGCCUUGAUACGUUCAGUGACGUAGACGCUCCCAUUAUCUACAGUGCCAAUUUUAUGAGCGCAGCUGCCAGAGGCUCGGCACCGCCCUUGCCGAUAACCAUGGCUUGGAAAGCCAGAGUACUUGAAAGCCUGUAUAGCCUCACUGCGACCGACGACGUCCUGCAUGCUUCUUCAAUCGGCUUUCGCUUAUUCAACUCACCGUGGUCACAAGCGAUCCUUCCUAGUUUGCGAUCUAUCAUUAAGCUGUUCCAAAAAACCACGCACUACAUGUGUAAUACUGGACCCGUGGAAGAAGCUCCUGUACUCAACGACUGGUUGGUCUACACAGCCCAACAGUUGUUGUUGAUCGCCCCAGUCUGCAUGCCCUCUAACUUGCAGGAGUGCCUGCGACUAUCAGUACUGCUCUUCGCUGCAGUCCAAGUCUGGGGCUUUCAGGGCUUGCUAUUCCUAAAUCAGCCCGUACUGGCUUUCCACUGCCGCUUGGAAACUGCGCUUCUCUCUAUUCAACGCAUGGCGCCCGAUUUAGCUUUCUGGAUGCUCUUCACCGGCGGGAUUGCAGCAAUGGGCCAUUAUAGUCGUGGAUGGUUCGUAGACCGCCUCGCCUCGGUCGCCGGCCAACUAUGCCUCACCACGUGGGACAGCGCGCGGACCUUAAUGAACUUGGAUAUCGUUCCUAACUGGCUCCGGAUUAUCCUCCUUAUUUUGAGCAUCGCCUCCUUUUUGCCGCAGUUGCAGCGAAUAUGGCAGCAGUUUACUCUACUGUUCUUUCUACUCGUCAAUCAGACAGAGAACGUCGAUGUCAUCCAUAAGACCACUGGAGAUUGGAUCAACCUUGCCCAGCUGUGUGCUGUUUGGAUACUAUGGGUUUCAUUGUUUUCUUUGGGUCUCUACUACCCCUCAGACCAGCACAGCCGUGGACGCAAGGUUUCUGCCUUGCUCCUGUACAUUGUGCACUUGCUUGUCUCUGUUGUCCCUGUUGUUGCUGAUGCCAUUGAUUAUUAUCUCGUCAGCACCGGAGAGGAUGCAGCAUACCGCAACUUCGGGCUCGAUAUCUUUGGCGGAUACCACUAUGGCUUUAUUCACCCGGCAAUGACUCUAGUAGGAAUCUAUGCCUGGUUUCCGCAGAAUGACGAACUUCAUCGUCAAACCCAGGUUCACUCCCUCAGUCAGACCGGUCUAGCUGCUCAGGCGGUGAUAUUCGCAUUUGUUGCUAUCUCGUGGACCAUGAGAACGAAUUUAUACAACAGUAACCUUCCAAAUCUCCCUUUCUGGGCUACCAUCCCUGAAUGGUUUAUUUAUGUGUGGGUACGUCACCGUGAGCAGUCCUCCACAGACCAGGAAACACAACCUUUGCUCUCAGAAAGGGCAUCGCAAAGUGAAGAAUGA